AUGGCUUGUCUCGGGCGGCAGCCCAUUGUGGUGGUGCCCUUCACAGGCAGCACGUCUGAGAAUGACAUGUUGGGGGGCCUUGCCCCUGUCAGCCCUGCCUAUCAAAGGCAGCAAGCCAAGCUAGGACGGGCCAAAUCUGCCAGGAGAGAGCUUGAGCACAUUGCUGGCCCAGUUCCUUCCGGCCUUCAAAAUGGCUUUGCCAUCUGCGGUUUGCGGGCGGGCGCUGCUCAAGAAGUGGUUCUGGAGCGCUUGAAUGAACCCAUGGAGGGGGAUUUGCAGCUGACUAUACACUCAGGAAAGGAGCAGAAAGUUGCGGCGGGCCAAAAUGCGCGCUUGCACUUCACCUCUUCGGAUGAAUCCCGCUUAUCUCUGGCCGUGCGGAGCAGAUUGCUGACCCAUCGGGUCACUGCCUUGGGGGUCGUGCCAAACCAACCGACACUCCCUGCUCAAGACGAGCUGGCCGCGUUGCUGAUGCUUGUCCGUCAGCAGUACCCUGGCCUCAGCGAGGACCAGCUGGGGCAGUUUGUGAGCUUUCAUUACACCCUGUUCCGACAGCUCAUUCCAAAGGUGCCGGAGGGUUACCAGAUUACCAUGCGUAAUUUGAAGCGGGCUCUCAGCGCCUACAAUCUUGGCCAAGAUGAGGCACGUGCACGAAAAAUGGCCUAUGGAAGCCAUGUGGUGGAGGCUUCAGAAAGGCAGACUUGGGCCGCGGACUGGUUGCCAAAACUUGCCAACACCGCACACCAAGCGUGGUCUAGCAAGCAGCUGGAGCAGGUGGAAGCGCUCGACCUGCCUAGCGAGCUGUGCACUGGCUCAGUGCCAACGGUUGGUCUCAGAUGGGUGGCGCGCACUGCGGGCCAUGGUGUGGACGGGUCAGUGCCAUUGCCUUUGCAAGAUCAGAUGGUAAUCUACAACAAGCCCCACUUGAAGCAGGUCUUGGUGGAGAAAUCCGCUGCAGCCUUCCUGGUAAGCGUGCACAACUGGACUGGCGGCAACGUGCCCCUGAGUGUAGCACAGUCUAACACGGGCUCCGAUGCUGCGCUGCAUCACACGGUCUUGCAGCCAGGUGAGUCACACGCCUUCUGGACGCCCGCUUUCAAAGGAGACAGGCUACUCUCCACUCUGGCUGCUUGGAGCCCUGGGUCUGCAGCAGCGCUGCUGGUUUUCUCCGUGGAACUUGCAGCCGCGAGCAGCGCGCCUGAAGAACCUUCUUUGGGCGCGUCGUCAGCUGAAUUGCAAGAGCAAGAUUUGCUGGAGCCGCGGCAGAUGACAUCGAUGUCUACUCGGCUGAACAAUGCGGGGAAGCGGCCCGACUUUGCCCGCGCAGAGAGUGGCCCGGAACAUGAGCAGAAGGAAGAGGUGGCUGGAGGUAUUCAGCCUGAUCAAGCUGCGCAGUCUUCCUCCAGCGACGCCAGCCGCAGCAGUCCCAGCGGCACCAGCAGCGCCAAGGAAAAGGAAGCUGAGAGUGAGAGCCUAGCAAACGUGCCGGGCUUAAGCUGCGAUGCCAGCACGCCUCUGCCCCAGGAAGCUGGUAGUCCAUGCGAAACAAGUGAAGCAGGCCUGGGUGUACCAGGUGACGACUGUGCCAGUAAAGGCAAUCUGGGGCAUGAGGCAGACGUUGGCGGCGCAAGCUCAGUGAAGCAGCAACCAGUUGGUCAGGCGGGCCCUGGGCAGAGCAGAGGCGGGCGAGAAGCUUGGGAGGGGGCCGCCCAGCCAGCAAGCUGCGCAAGCAGCGAAGACCCUUCAGGCGGCUAUCCCAGGAGCUCCGAGAAGCCAGAGGCAGGGCAGGGCAAGUUCGCAGGAACGCGAAGCAGUGUGUCACGCGGAGCAGCUGUUGACGGCAUCAGAGGGAGCAGCGGAGCAAAUGACAGCACCAAAAAGGGUCGUGGGAAUGGGGCCAAAGGCUGCGGCUCCAGAGACCACAGAGCGGUUGGUGCUGUUGGAGGCGGCCUUGUGCAGCCUGCAAAUGCUGGAAGUUCUAACAACAACCCCGAGGCACGCAGUUACCGUGGUGACAGUGGCAAUGGCAGCAGCGGCGAUGGCCCGCGUCCCCACCCUGUUGGCGGAGGAGGAAGAGACGGCCGCGUUGGCGGCAAUGGCAGCGGCAACAGCGAUGGCCAGCGCCCCCGCCGUGGCGGAGGAGGCGGAGGUGGCGGCGACGGUGGCUGGCAUCCUAGUCAACCGCUCAUGGCGGAAGAAGCGAUUCAGGCAGACCAGGGUGGUGAUCGAGCUCGUGAAGAUUGCCAGAAGGGCGCCAAGGAAGGCGGCUCUGGCACUGACUUGAACAAGACCCAGACCGGAGCAAAGUUCGAACGUCAGACCGCAUGUUCCGAGAGCUUUGCGCAGCCUCCGCAAAGCUGCCAGGCCCUAAAUCACACAGCAACUGGAGCAUCUCUGAAGGUGGAGCACCAGGUGAAAGCCAACACAGGCAUCCUGGCAGAUGCCAAGGCCUUGACGGCCACAGAGACCGGAGCUUCUGGCUUUGUUGAUGCGUAUACUGUAGGGGCCACUGGCAUCCAGGCAAAAGCCGCAGCACUUGAAGUGAAGUUGACUGGAGCGGACUUCUCCGUGAAAGCAUUCACUGCGGACGCCACGGGCCUGCAGGUUUCUGCUAAGGCCCUGAACUUUAAUCACGACAAUCUCUCUGCCAGCUUGACCGCCCUUGCCGCAUCGGCCAAAGGUGUUGACGCUAGCGCCAUGGCGCUGACCAGCAGCAGCACAUGCGUGUCUGCGUCCAUGACACUUUUGGAUGCCAAUGCUCUUGGCGCUGCGGGGAGUGCCAAGGCCCUCACAUUCACACACAAGACUGUGUCCUUGAGCGCAGAUGUUGGCAACGCCAAUGCUACAGGGGCAUCGGGUUCUGCCACUGCCAUGCAGAUGGACAUGGUCGGUGUGGAGACCAACCUAGGAGCUCUCAGCGCGAAAGCCACCGGAGCCUCUGCCUCUGUCAACUGUGGCAACGUGAAGGUCAACCUUGUCUCCAACAGCGUUGACUUUGCCACGGCUUCGGCCUGCGGCGCCAGCUCCUCGGUGAAGGCUGGCAAAGUGAACCUCCAGCCUGACGGAGGCUCGAAGAAGGCCUUUGAGGCCACUGCCAUGGGGGCGAUGUCCACUGUGGAUGUGGGGCCAGAGUUCCUGCCUGACAUUCCACUGGGGAAGGCCGCUGCCUUCGGGGCCGUGCUGGGCGUGACCUUCAUCCCAAUCCCCGCGCCUCCAAUCCCUUUUGCCUUUCCGAUUGCCAUCAACAUCUUCAAAGCCAGUGAGACACGCGGGAACGAUGGAGACACCGAGGGAAAAGGUAACAAGGGAGACAAUGGCAAGGGCCAAAAAAGCGGGGGCGAUGACAGUGGUGACAAGAAGCCUCCCAGCAACCCCAAGUCUGGCAAAGAGGCCAGGGAUGAUGGAAAGGAAAACCCAGAGCGGCGGCAGCCUAAAGAUGCCUCCUCAAAGCCGCAAGCAAAGCCAUCCUCAGAGCAGUCUUCGUCCUCAGCCUCGGGCAGCAACGACAAGAAACAGCCACGGCCUUCAAAGAUGGAAGGGAACGGAGCAAGCCUUUUUGAUGAGCUAGCGGCGAUGUUUGAGCCCUCAAAGGCGCAGGAUCGGGAGCCGGAGGCGCAGGCAUCUGGUCGUGCCCAGCAGGACUCGGGCCAAUCUCACGCUGGAGACUGCAGGGACUCCUUCGGUGUGAAGGUCAAGGAACCGCCGCAUUUGCCGCCCCAGCGCGCGGAGAACGAGUCUUGUAGCUCCAAGGUACCAGAGCAGCCUUUGAAGAAGGCAUACACCGCGAAGACGGGACCCGAUCAAAAGCCUGGAGAAGCCCCUGCAUUGAAGUCAAGCAAGAAGGGGGAAAUCAGCAAGCCUCCCAAGGUCAAAGGAGAAGCUGUCAGGAAACAAGCGCAAGGAGGCAGUUCAUCCAUGUCUGGUGAUCAAGUUGGCUCUUCUUCGGAGGCGAAGGACCAGCAGAAAUCCCAAAAGGAUCACCCGGUGGUUCCUGACAAACUGCCCACGACAGGCACCACAUCCAAGCAGCAGAGUGACAGCCAAAUCCCAAAGUCGCGGAUGUGUGACGGCAGCUCGACCCAGAAUCCUUCCACAGACGCCAUGGGGAAGGCAGACAGGGUGGAAGAUUCGCCCUUUGCGGAGACGCACUCUCAGGAGCCCAAGAGCAGUCCCAGCCUUGAAAGCCAGUCGACUGGCUCAAAGCUAAACCCCCCAAAGCCCGUCAAGGUGACAGAGGAGCAUUUUCGAGAUGUUCCGAAGGAGGAUCCCAUUCACAAAUUUGCCAGGCAUGAUGUUCGCAGCGAUCAGCAGCAGGAAUGGCAGAAGAGAAAGAACCAGGCCGAAGCCCAACAGAAGCAGGCUCCCAAGCAAGGAGCAAGCAAAGAGAGCUGCGCCAAGGAGCCUCGCACAUAUCAAGCGGCAGCAGGCGGGGAAGCCUUCUAUGAUCCCAAGCUCCAGUGCUACUUGCCGAAGGACCUGAAUUCUGCGGCGGACCGUGACGCGGCCAAGGCGCUAGCCUUGGACAGGGUGCUGAAGACCAACGAGAAAAGAGUUAGGAAGGAACGUGGCAACACGCUGGUCGCUGCGCAGUGUGAGGUCACGGGAGCUGCCACGGCCUUCAGUUCGACGCGUGGGCCAGACAACAAAAAGGCCUUGCAGGAAGAGACGAGCGGCGCUCCGCUUGUGUCAAGGUCCUUGGAGCAGAUCAACAGGGAAGAGCGAGGAAACGGCCAUGGCUUUUGCGGGGAGGUCAGCGCAGCAACAGAUUUUGUCCGAAGAAACAAGGAGCAAGUUGAGAAGCAGCGGGAGGAACCCAGCAAGAAUCAUGAGACUGUGUUCUACCAGCCCAAGUUCACAGCCUACAGGACCGACGAUGUCAAAAAGUAUGCCGGCGACGUGGUGAAGCAACCGGAUUUGAUUGUGCCCCCAUGCGCUUCCUGUGAGAAGAGCAUGGCAUCGAUGCAAGUCAAAGCUGGGCGACCCCCGCAUGCGCCAGAACCGCCCAAAGCGCCCUCCGUCUCCAGCGCCGCACCGAGCUCCGGGGUGCCCAACGAUUUCGAAGAGCCCAACUCCCAAAAUUUCCACCAGCGCAGGUUGGAGGGGGGGCGCUGGCGUGACGUCCACAAGGCGCACGUGCAAGACCCAAGGGGCUUCGGCGGCGACAAGCAAGAAAUGAGGUACAAGGACACCGGCGAGAAAGCCGAGGAUGUGCCGUUGGCGAAAAUAGGGCCUGACAGGGCAGUUCCAAAGCUGAAGAUAAGGCCUGGCAAAGCAGGUGACCAGAGCACGUUCGCCCACGGUGAAGACACAGCUGUCCGGCGUGACAUGAGGAAAGUGUUCUUGGAACUCACACAGCCUGUUCUAGGAUGUGGGCCAUUGAUAAGCGCCACCUCCGACGCAGUGCCCCGACCCAACGAGAAACUUCCCAUCGUUGAGAAGCAACGGGCCAGGGAGAAAGCGCCGGAGCGGCCGCCGCCCAAGCGCUUUGAGACAGGAGACAUUGGAGCUUACAGACUGGAAGAAGUCCAGCUGACACCUCUGCCAGCUUCAUCAUUUCAAGGAGAGCUGGAAGGCGGUUUGCCGCCAGAGAUAUCGGAGAAGCUGCAUAGCCUCAUUGACUUGGCAGACUCCAAGAUUGCUUCCUGCUUGCCGCCCGAGCUCCGGGGGCAAAACCUGCCCACCCGCAUUGUUUGCGACUGGAGCGUUUGCUCUCCUGAUCACCAGACAGCUGUGGCGAGCAUCGUGGGAGCUGUGGAACGCCACCUCUGCUGCAAGCUCCUGGCCAGCGGGAGCCAUGCGCAGGGCCAGCCGACUCUGGUGAGGUCAGCAAGCGAUGGGCCACCAGCAUGGCAGGACGCUUUGCUCCUAUGCAAUGGUCGCGCUCAACAAGAUCUUGGUCCUCCUCCGCACGCUUUGGCUGGGGAGCUGGUAAUCCAUCUUUCCGCUCAAGAAAGGCAAUUGCCUUUCGCUGGCGGGUCCUCAAGGAAAGUGGGUGCAGUUGCGCAGGUCUUCCUGAGCCGUAACAAAGGCGAAAGUUUGGCUGGGAUCUAUGAUCAGCUUGGAGCGUCGCUGAAAGAGGCAGCGCAGGCAUUGAGCCUCUCCAAGCCUAAACUUCUGCCCUACGAGCUGCCUCAGCUUCCGAUUCCCGUUUCCGAAGACUUUGAGCGCCUGGUGCAGAUGUGCGGGCAGAAGACCCCUGGGCAGGCCACCACCUUGGUGCCCAGCCGGCAAUUCGCCAAGCCGCCGAGCUUCCCACAGCCAAUGGCGGAGGGCCAGCUUUGCAGCCUCAAUCCCGCCGCAGCAGCAUGCUUUCAGCGCUGCUUGGAAGAAGCGCAGCACCGACUCAAGGGCGACCUAGCAGAGCCGACCAGGUACUUGCACAGUGUCCCUGCGCAGCAGGGCGGGGAGAUCACUGUGGAUGGCUUGAUACGCUACUUUGCACAGAAGAGCAUGGACCUUUAUGAAAGGAAAUCACAAGGCGCAAUGUUUGGAUAUUUCUUUAGCAUGGUCAUUGAUGUCGCGCUGGAUCCUUGCUUAUUGCAGCUGCUCUUUUCCUUUCUGGCUUUCGCGCCCAAGUGCGCACUCAACUUCAGCAUCAUUGCGUUUGACAGGCGCAGCCAAGGCUGCGCAGUGUUGAAGGCUCCAGGGCAGCGACUCAGUGCUGAUGAGCGCGCUGCUGUCGUGGCAGCUCUUGCCAGCAGGCACCUCCGAUGCGACCAAACACUUCCCCCGGGAUACGGGCUGGUAGCCGCGUUCAAUCGUGCCGUGGAAGAUUGCCGCAAGCAGGCGCAAUCCUCGCGACACACGCGCGUGCUGCUGUUGACCAGCAAUCCGGGCGCAUGCGGACCCACUCAGUGCCUGGCUGAGACGCAGGCCAAGGCCUGCAAGGACUCUACAGCAUGUUUCGUGGUGACCACUCAUCCCUGCGAAUGGUGCAUCGCUGGCUUGGGCAUAGAGCGUGCAAUGAUGUACACGGGCUGUGUGAGCAGUUGCUUGGCCAAAGUCUUUGUGCUGGAGCCACCCAAGCUGCCACUUACUCAAAGAUGCCUGCCGACUCCCAAUCAGUUGAGGGAGCCUGAGAUGUCCAGCUGGGCAAAAACCUUGGGGCAGGCGUUUCAACCACGUCCGGUGGACACCUCAGGCACAGGCCCAGCGGGUGUGAUUCUGCAUGCCGAGACCAUGGACUAUAUUCCCGCUGGCUCGAUUUCCGGGCGAGUGGCUGCAGACACCACGGGGGAUCUGUUGGAAGGCGUGUCCGUCGCCGUCUACGCCGGACAGUCCAUGCCCUGCGGGACCGGUGCCUCCCACGCGGGCGCUCCAUCGGGCAACAACUACGUCAUUGGUGGCCUCGCUGUUGGCAGCUACCGGGUUGUUUUCACCAAGCCCGGGUACGCGGAUGAAGCCAUGCACUUUAAGGUCAGGGAAGGCGUUCAGGCAGUGCUACCAGAUGCGUGGAUGAAGGAGGCCACAGUGGUCAUUUCAGGAAAGGUGGUUGAUGAAAAUGACCAAGCGCUUGCAGGCUCCGUUGUGCAAGUCCGCGGCAACGGCUUGUGCUGGGAGUUGGAGACUGAUGAAGCCGGCGCCUGGAGCAUGGAAACCACGGCAGGUCUCUCCUUAAAAUGCACAGCGCGCUGCAAAGGCUACAUUGCAAAGCAAUUCAGCUGUGAUAGCGCAGGAGACUACGUCAGUCAGUUGAAACCUGAUGACAUCGUGAUCACAGGGCGGGUCAUUGACGCGGCUUCUGGAAUGGCAUUGCCGGGAGCAGGAGUUGUUGCCCAACACGGGACAGUGCUUCAGCAGUGUUCCGCGCUUCAGGAUGGUACCUUUCAGUUUUGCUUCCAGGCCACGCCCACCAUGGAUCCAGUGCUGGCGGCUGUUCUUCCAGGCUACAGCCGGCACAUCCAUAGCCCAGGAGCUUUGUUUGGUGGAAGCACCGUGCAUGUGGGCGACUUGCCCUUGCAGCUGGCGCCGGCGACCGUCCGGGGAUCUCUCUGCCACGCCCGCACUGGGCAGGCGCUGGCCGGCCUGAAGCUCGCAGCAGUGGAUGAGGCUCAGGUGCUCUGGGAAGGUGCUUCGGAUGAAGCUGGAAGCUUCAGCGCUGUGCUGCCACCCCAAGCUUCAGGCAGCGCUGGGUAUAGGCUCAUUGCGAAUGAGCCGCUCUUCCACCCAGUAACGGUGACACUUCCACGCCUGGGCCCGGGGGAAGAGGUUCUGGUUCCAGCGCUGGAGCUGGAUCCAGUCCCUGCUCACUUGCAAGGUGAUUUUUUAGGCAGGAAAGGGCCUUCCGGGCAGUGGUCAUGGCCCAUUCGGGGGUCUCUUGUGAAUGCUGAUCCUGACUUUGUCACAGAGGAGAACGGCUACUUCCGGGCUGAAAUGGAGUCGGGGCUGCCCGCCACUUUGCAGUUUCGUUCUGCAGAUCCCAAUCAGUACUAUCCAGCAACAAGCACUGUGCCACCGCUCAAGCCUGGGCAGCUUGUUUCCAUUGAAACAGUGCGAAUGGAACCAAAGCCUGGCUUCAUUUGUGGCCAAGUGCUGGAUGAGGACAGUCGCAUAGGCAUCAACCAAGCACAGGUCAUCGUCUCCGAACUGGCCACUGGGACUGGGGCAAAUGAGAGGAAGUGUUUGCAGGUGGAGGCAGAUGCACACGGCCACUAUCGAGCAGGACCCUUGCCUGCGCACGGAAUGUACAAGGUCUCUGCAAGCCGCUCCUCUUGCGAAUCACGGCAUUUGGUGAUGAACGGCCAGCACAGCGUGCAGCUAGCGCCCGGCGAGGAGCUCAAUGAUGCAAACAUUUUCUUGCCCGAGCUCGUGGCUUUGCACGGCACGGUGACGGAUUUAGAGCUUCAGCAUAAGCUGAAAGGGGUGGCAGUCGUGGUGAGGACGCGUGACCAAAGCCGGAGGGGCGAAAGCGAGGAAGUCAACUCCACCACCACACGCAGUGAUGGAAGCUACUCGCUUCUUCUUCGUUCCGGCAGGGAUUACGCGGUGAGCUUUUCCCUCCCAGGGUAUGAGGAAACAAGCUUCGAGCAGGUAGCCGUGCCUGCGGCGAGCAGCCUCAAGCUUGACGCGACGUUGCGCCAGACAGACGGCAUAUUGGCAGGGCGCACCUUUGAUGCUGACACUGACUCACUUCUGCCCGGGGUCUUGGUCUCAGUGCUGAAAGAUUGCAACAUCGUCUACCAGUGCAGCUCGGAUGACAAGGGUUGCUACUGCCUGAAUGUUCGGCCCAACAGCUACGAGCUCCGCUUCAGCUGCGACCCCACCUACGAUCCCAAGGGCGUGCGAGGCGCAGCAGUCUCUCCAGGCGCAAAGCUCCUGACGGAUGUUGCGUUGCAGCAGCGGGAAGGGAGCAUCGCGGGCAAGGUGAUAGAUGGCGAGACCAAAGCUGCUCUCGACAACGUUGCUGUACAGCUCAAAGACGCCACUGGAGCCGUUGCUUACCAGACGAUGACGGCGGGUGAUGGCACCUUCGCGCGAAAAGUCCGACCAGGCAGAGACUACACCCUCCACUUCAGCAGGGAGAGCUACGAAGAUGCCGCCUGGACGGGGACGGGGGAACAGGAGGUCACAGUGCCGAAGCCUGUGAAGGUGACUCCAGCAGAAGAGAAGCAGCUGAAACCGCAGAAGUUGAUGCAGCUGCGUGCAAAGUUGAGCGGCACGGUGCGGGAUCAGGAGAGCCAGGAUCCUUUAGAAGGCGUCUUGGCGGAGGUCCGCGAUUCCAGAACUCAUGAGGUAGUGAAGUCUGUUUUGAGCGAUGCAAGAGGAAGGUGGCGAGCGGAGGGCGUGCCUCCCAACCGUAGCUACGUGAUUUGGCAGAAGCGGGAGCCUCACUACGAGCCCGGGGAGGUGCGGGGCGGCGCGCCCAACGUGAGCUGCGGCGAGGAUCGGGAAAACUUGGACGGAGCCCUUCGACAGCACCGCGCCACCAUCAGCGGCACGGUGGACGACGCUACCUUCAGCAACCGCUUGAGCGGCGUGAAAGUUCUAGCUCUCGCCCCGUCACAGGCCACCAUUUUCGCGACUGCUUACACGGACAGCCGAGGAGUCUACAGUAUGCAGGUACCUCCCGGCGUGUGUGUCAUCAAGUUCACCCGCGCGCAGUAUGAAUCGGGGUACUUCCGCUCGACAACAAGCACGCCCCGGGUGAAGUAUGAAGCCAAGCCGCUGACGUUGCUGCCACAGCAGAGCAUGGACCGCAUCCACGGCCUGUUGCAAGGUAAGCCCGGGCGCAUUGAGGGAACCGCUCGGGCCGCAGAUACCUCCAACACCUUGCAGGGCGUGAUCGUUCAGCUAGAAGACCCUGAGAGUUCGUCGAUCCUGGGAGUUUCAGCGCGCACAGACGCGAAUGGCAACUACAUCUUGGGGCCGGUGUACCCGAACUAUUACAAGGUGAAGUUUUCGGGCCAUGGGCGCUAUGACCCGGCCUACCACGGGGGUGUCGAAAAGGUGCAGGCCCGAAGAGUCCAGUUGACAGCCGAGGGAAACUUGACAGGCAUCAAUGGGAAGUUGCCGCCCAAGAAGUGCGAAUUGACUGGGCGAGUUGUUGACAGCGAUACCGGCAGCCCUUUGCAAGGAGUGCAAGUGACGACGAGCUCGCGGCCAGCGGUGAGGACGGACAGCAGCGGAAGGUUCACAAUCCCUGGAUGUGACAGCGGAAGACGCUACAACUUAGGCUUCCAGCGACAUGGCUACUAUUCCUCUUCGGCUGGCCCCUACGGGUUUGCUCGCCCAGGGGAGCGCAAAAACACCGGCGAGCACGACAUGGAAAGGAUUCCAGAUCCACCGCCGCCGCCGAGAGGAGGCAACCAAGGAGGCAAUACAAACUGUUUUCCUGCAGGAUCGCUGGUCCUUGUCCAAGGCGAUUCGGGCAACCAGCAAGUCCCAGUGCAAGACCUUGUGCCGGGGUCCACGCGAACUUGCACCUUCGACUUGCAAAGUGGCAGCAUUGCUCCGGAUGGUGAGGUGCUUUUGGACUGCCACGAAACGCAGGAGGAUCAACAUGUGCAGGUUGCAGAUUUCUUGGAGGUGUGGCAUCAGUCAGAGGCGCCACUGCGCCUCUCAGAGAACCAUAGCCUCUUCGUGGGGCACUUGGACUUCCCCAUUCCCGCUUGCAAGCUGAGGGAGGGGGACUGCAUCUGGCGCAUGCAGAACGGCAGCCUUGUCCCAUCCAGGGUUUGCUGCGUGAAGCGGGUGAAGGCCAGCGGCGUGUACGCGCCCAUCACACCAAGUACCCGCUUGAUCGUGCAAGGCGUUGCGGUGUCGUGCUUGGUGGUGCAUUCCGACGCACACGCCGGAGCACGGGGGCAGAGCACUUGGCUCUGCCGCCACGCCGAGUCCAUCUUCAAGGCAGCCAUGAUCCCUCUGCGGCUCUACCGAUGUUUGCCUGCUUCUUUGCGACUAGCAAGGCCGUGUGGAGGCCAAGUCCACCCCUAUGCCAGGGCCCUCAUCAGCCUGGCGGACCCUCUCCUCCAUUGCGUCAACCACUUUGGCAAAGCCAAAGAGUUCUAG
Molecule: messenger RNA, 11508 nt
Organism: Effrenium voratum
Lineage: Eukaryota; Dinophyceae; Suessiales; Symbiodiniaceae
Source: the annotation of a GenBank genome assembly